Saccostrea echinata is the source of this 1788-nucleotide messenger RNA. RefSeq lists its product as uncharacterized. Bases 1 to 1782 code for a protein of 593 amino acids. The transcript has 10 exons. Gene Ontology annotation, molecular function: protein binding. The record is from RefSeq and is a predicted model, not a curated record. Lineage: Eukaryota; Metazoa; Mollusca; Bivalvia; Ostreida; Ostreidae.
AUGUGCAGUGAAGGUCUUAGGUUGACGUGUUUACGUUGUGAUAACGUCCUAGAGCCUCGUUUCUGUGAGAGGAUAGAGUACUGCCAAGACGGUGAAGUGUGUGGAGUACGAAGGUACCAGAGAGAAAACGGUGAUACAUCUUUCUGGAUUGGCUGUCUACAGCAGUCGAACUGUACAAAAAUCACCAACAGAACGAUUGUACAGACAAAGAAACGUAAGAUUCAUGGAUCAGUUUUGUGUCAUGAGUGUUGCCAUGGUGAUUUAUGUAAUGCAGAAGGCUGUGGGGCACCAGCCUAUCCUACAUCUAGAGGGCCGAUCUGUUUUAACUGUGCUCACACGUUAAACCCCUCAGACUGUCAUCACGUGACUCUAUGUGGAACCAAUGAGAUGUGUUUCCUUGGGGAGAGUCUUGAGCUCAGACAACGUUUCUUCAAAAGUCAAUGUAAAGAUACACACGCGUGUGAAAAUCACAUAUCGACAGCAGCUAUUGUUGGAAAAAAGCGAUCUCUGAAGGAUCAGAGGUCAAAUGCACCAUGCUCAGGUUGUUGUCAAGAAGAUCUCUGUAAUAUCAACUGUAACGCUAUAUUUACUUCAGGUACCAGCAUCAACACAAGAACUACUAGCGCACCGGCUCAUGUCACAGAAAUACCUGACAAUUACGCCUUCUACGCACAGCUGACGUCAUCAACGACAAACAAUUACGUCAUAUUUGACAACGUUACAACCAAUGAAGGCUUGGCGUACAGCGGGAGCACGGGAGUCUUUACUUGUAAAUACAGUGGACCGUAUGUCUUUUCGUGGACCAUAGCGACCAGUAGUCAUCGCUACACAGGAGCAGAUCUACUUAUCAACGAUGUCUCACUCGGUUCCUCCUUCACAGACUCCCGAGGAAACAUUACUGGCGACUCAAGCACGGGAUUUGUUGUGUAUGACCUGAAGUUUGGUGACAAGGUCAGAGUCAAGGUCAAUGGAACCGCUGACGCAAUGUUGUCCACGUUCUCUGGUUGGCGACUUCAUUACAAUGAUUCGUACUUCUAUGCAAGAGCCUUGACUUCAUUGACUAGACCCUCCUCUUCUUCUUACGGCUUUAACUUCCAAGAUGUAAUUUCCAACGACGGACACGUCUACAAUUCCGGACACGGCACGUUUGUCUGUCCAGAGUCAGGCUUGUAUGCUUUUGCUUUUUCCUUGGAGGCACAUCAUCGGGAUUUCAUGGUUUACUUUUACCGAAAUGGCAAGAAGUUAAAUGAACUUGGGGUGUGGCCGGAUUCCUCUUCAGGGCCCUACGAGGACACCUCUUCCACCUUACAACUUUUCCCCCUGACCCGCGGGGACAGAGUGUAUCUUUAUCCAACUGAUUCUGAUAGCACUAUAGAACCUAUACAUUCAUCAUUUUCUGGAUGGCUCAUUGGGUCAACGAGUUCCUGCUCAGCUUUUAUGGCGAUGGCCCCUUUCUCCACAUCCUCUUCUCCCCUCUUCUUCAGCACAGAGUAUCUAGACACAUCCAACUUGUUCUACUACGAUAGAUUUCAAGCUAACAAAGAUGGCGUUUAUUUAUUCUUCUGGAAUAUGGAAGCUGGUAAUAGACACCUUAAGUCCUGGCUGCAAGUUAAUAACAGAACUGUCGGACAAACGAUCUCUGAUGGACGAAAUGCAGGCUAUGAUAGCGGUUCCAAUCUCGCCAUUUUACGCCUGCACAUGAACGACAUCGUCACUGUUAUACAGGAUUCAAGAGCUGUCGGAGACCAGACCAUGAUAUCCGGUUAUUUUAUGUUCUCCUGAACUUCU